GGCGAAGAUGGCUGAUCUCGCGAAGGAUGUAAAUAAUGUUCGCUUGCUCUGAGAUUAAUAAAAUAAUCAAUGAAUUUUGUGUACUUAGCGUGAAUUUAGUUUGACUAGAUUGAAAGGUUAUAGGAUGGCAGAAAAGGAGGAGGAACCCAUAACAGUGGAAGAGAGCGGGAAUUCCGAGGAAAGUGGGAAAAUCGAGGAGAGUGAGAAGGUUGAAGAGGUAAAGGUUGAAGAAAAUGUGAAAGUUGAGGAAACUCCUGAGGCUUCAGCUACCGAAGAACCUCCUCCGAGUACGGAGACGAAUACCGGAGAAACUAAUCCUCCCGAGGCUGCUGGCAGUCAGGCUGUCACAAAAGACAAAACGAAAAUCGAUAUAUUUAUGAAGGCGACGGGCAAUACGCCGAUAAUGAAGAAGAAAAAGUGGGCCGUCGCCCAAGACCAGACCAUUGCCAAGAUUGCCGAGUUCUGUAGUAAAUACUUAAAAUUAGAUCCUGAUGAGAGAUUGUUUUUGUACAUAAACCAAACUUUUGCACCCGCACCUGAUCAGACUAUGAAGAAUCUUUACGAUUGUUAUGGAACCAAUGGAAUCCUAACUAUUCAUUAUUGUAAAAGCCAGGCAUGGGGAUAAUCUCCGUUGCUGUGGAGGAAUAAUAUAUAAAUAUAUACAGUUGACUAGGCUUUUAUUAAGUUAUGUUAUCAUUGCUAAGUCAUGCCAUAUGUGAUCUAAAAAGAUUAUUACUCUUUGUAAGGUUUUACAAAAGAUUUUAUUUAAUUAAUAGUGUACUUGCGUAAAAUCACUGUUUAUUCUUACAGUUAUGUGCCGAUGUGUGUAAGUUAAGGACAGACAUUUUUAAUUCUGUACAAUAGCGUACAAAUAAAAAUUUUUUGUAUUUUU
This is a messenger RNA of Orussus abietinus, 892 nucleotides long. RefSeq names its product autophagy protein 12-like (gene Atg12). Gene Ontology annotation, cellular component: Atg12-Atg5-Atg16 complex; cytoplasm; phagophore assembly site membrane. Lineage: Eukaryota; Metazoa; Arthropoda; Insecta; Hymenoptera; Orussidae. Bases 125 to 625 code for a protein of 166 amino acids. Gene Ontology annotation, biological process: C-terminal protein lipidation; autophagosome assembly; nucleophagy. The transcript is spliced from 3 exons. The record is from RefSeq and is a predicted model, not a curated record.